CUCACAAAAAAAGGCGAGAUUAAAUAUACAUAAUUUUCUAUGUAUUAUGAAUACAUCAUGCAUUCUCUAUACAUGCAUUUUGUGAUUAAAACAAGUUAAAAAACAUUGUAUUCUGCAGAAUACAUGUAUACUCUGAGUACAACGUUUAGAAGCGGAGGUUCCACAUCAAACUAUCAUAUUGAAUUGCAAAAUGAUGUGACAAUCGAAAUGCAAUUGCAUGGAUGUAAAUCUCAAUUGCAAUAUUGCAAGCUUUCAUUUUAUACAAUUCAAUAUGCAAUUGCCACAUAAGUAUUUUUUCUUUUUAUUAAAAAAUAAUAAACAUACAAACUUUUAUUUUAUUAAAAAAAUAAGUUAGGCUUACAUAUGCAAUUUCAAGGUAAUUGCAUUGAUGUAGGUGAUAAGUGAAUGUGAUGGGAUUGCAAAAAAAUUGAGUUGACAAUAAAAAACACAAAUGCAAUUGCUUUUGUAAUUUUAUUGAUGUGGAUGCUCUAUCAAUAGGUACUCUCCGCCACUUGUCCUCCAAUCAUUGGUUACACAAUUUUCUAUUUUUAAUAAUUACAAUAAGAUCAUUAUGUUUCCAAAAUUUGUAGUUAGCUACCAGAGAAUUCAAAAUUAAUAUACAAAAUCUAAAAUACCAAUAAAAUAUAAAUAAGUAUCCAAAAAAUGAAUUUAAUUUAAAUUCAAUUUAAUACUGCCAUUUUCCCCCGAAAUACUGCCAUUUAAAAUAUAUGUAUUUGAAGCCAAACACACCUUUAAGUGUAGAAAGAAGCCUCACAAGUGGACAACCAUGAGUUGGGGUGGACAUCGAUCAGGUCCGGACCGAAUAUGACCAAAUUCAGGAGAAUCGGGAUUCAAUAGAUAAAGAUAACUUAGGAUCAAGGACCGGACCAAUAGUGAAUUCGGUCUGUUUGGUUCGUUUUGGGCCAGUCCAAAUGUCAAUUCAGUCCAUUUGUCUUCAGUAUUUAUAAAAUUUAUGAAAUCAAUGAUCAAACUAUACUAUAUUCAAUUCAGUGUGGUACGAUCCAAACAUCAUUUUGGACCAACCCAUUGCCCAUUGACCAUAGGACAAAAUUAUGUCUAAAAUGACCCUGUGCCUUUUAAUCCUGAACCCUUUGAACUUCCUCAACUGCAAUGCCCUGACUGUAGACGAACCGUUGUCGUUUCGUCAUUUGACCACCAAGUGCACUUGAUUGAGCCCGUCCAGUCAAUAAGUCUAGACAUGUUUGCUCCCGAAACCAGUUUCUCCGCUACCAGCCAUCGUUUCUCGUCCAGAGAAUCAACACCGUCGCGUGAACUGAGAGAGGUAGCAAAUAUUACCGGGAUCAGAGUGCUUGAAGAAACAAUUCGGCGAAAUGGGGGAGAGGGCAGCAGCUGCUUCGUUAAAGUUUGUGACGGUACAGGCGAACUCGGCAAGCCUCGCAGAGGCGAGGGCUCGGGUGUUCGAAUUCUUCAAAACCACCUGCCGAUCCAUCCCUACCGUCAUGGAAAUCUACAAUCUCCAGGACGUCGUCAACGAAUCCCAGCUCCGUUCGGCCGUCUCCUCCGAGAUCCGCAGGCACGCUCACAUCACCAAUCCCAAGGUGAUCGACAUGCUGCUUCAGAAGGGGACAGAAGAGUUGCACAACAUUGUGCAGCACUCAAAGCAGCGGCACCAUAUUAUUGGGCAAUAUGUAGUGGGCCAGCGAGGACUGGUGCAUGAUUUGGGAACUAAGGAUGAAGGGACUUCCGAUUUUCUCAAGAACUUCUACAGAAGCAACUACUUCUAAGUGUUCAGAAAAUAAAGGAGUUGCUUAUCAUUUUGAGUCUUGUUUUCCCCCAGCGAUAUAUAUGGCUUCUCCAAGCGAAAUAAGGACCAUUAUUGUAUCUCCAUUUUGCUGGAAGAAUCAAUCAUCGUGUAAACCUUCUUUUCUCUGAAAUGCAAUGAUUUUGUGACUUUCAUGAAUCAUUUUAAGUGCCUAUUGUCGAGCUUCCUUGAUUAGUAAUUUACACAGUCUGUAUCCCAUGUUGUACGGACUGGUUGUAUUGGUUGAAAAGCUGACGCAUUGCUAUGGUUUUGUCACAAAAUUAUAGCGGUUUAGUCUUGCUAUUGUACUAGUCUCUUGAAUCGCAAACAUCGUUAAUUUGAUAUUUGGAUUUGGUAUCCUCACAAAAAUCACUUCUAAUAGAGUUUACUAUCCUUU
Molecule: messenger RNA, 2180 nt
Organism: Linum trigynum
Lineage: Eukaryota; Viridiplantae; Streptophyta; Magnoliopsida; Malpighiales; Linaceae
Source: the annotation of a GenBank genome assembly